UGAUCUGUCACUGUCAGAAUUAGUGAAUGUUAGGAUGGGGUUGUAAUUUUUAUUAAAUACUUAAUUAUUAAACUGUACAUAUACGUUAUCAUCAUAAUGUAGUUCGGACAACCUAACAAUACAUUAAACCUGGAGUCUCUCUUAUGCUGUCAUAGCGUCGUUUAGUGAUAUUCUUUGAAAACAUCAACAAAACAUAAACAGGGACAUGUUUUCUCUACUAGAGCACACUAAAGAGGAACGGUUUCAUGUACAUUAUCGGCUAAGUUUCAAGCAAGUUUGCCUCAUAACAGUUUCUUGUCCGUUUUUAGCCCUAAUAGUUUGUUUCAUCACUGCCUACAUCUAUCAAUAUGAUGAUAUACAUGAAACCCAUUGUAGGGUGUUUAAUAUCGUGCCCUCAAUUAGUGCUAUCACUGGAAUCAGUCCUCAGAGAUACAUUUGGAGGAUCAGUAUUGCCUUUCACGUAGGACCAAGAUUAAUAAUUUCAGCUGUGUAUCGGGCAUAUCAUUUAACUUUAAUCAACCCUCUUGCUCAAAAAGAAGUUCAAGAAAAAGCCCAAUUUUGGCUUAAUGUUGCGUUUUGGUUGAAUGUUAUAGAAACUGGAUCUUUAUGUGGGGUCACAUAUAUUUCUAACAGAGAGAAUUAUGCUAUUCAUGAAAAACUAUUCAUAACCUUUAUGGUGAGUAGCUUGACACACAUGCUGGCAUGUAUACAAGGAAUGAAGGCUGUAGCAGAUACAAGAGACGUGACACAGAACACACAAAUUAAUAGCUGUCUAUAUCUGAAGCAGCUUCUCUUUAAUGUGUCCAUCUUGAUGACAGUAGGCUUGGUGGGGUUCUUCCUCCAGCACAGGUUGUUAUGUCAUAGAAUGGCUUUCAGUAUGUUUGCCUUGUGUGAGUACAUAAUAGCACUGGCAAACAUGGCUUUCCAUGUAACAGUGAUAUUGGAUUUUCCCACAGAACAUUUCAUGGUGGCUAAGCAACUGCAUACUCAAGAAGGAGACUCAAAGUCUGCUUCUCUAAAAUUAGACUAAUCGAUUUCCUAAUAUUUAUAAGUACAAUAGAACCUUUUACCAAGGUCAAUGAAUGACCCUAAAAAAUACACAAUUAUACGAACCAAAAAUAACAUAAAAGUUUUUUUCAUGAUUUAUUGAAUAUUUUUAUGAGAGAGUUUAGUAAAAGGUUUUAUUAGAUAGUUAGAAAAAAUUUCUAGAUUUUUUCACAGUCGCUUCCCCAUGUAGACUGAAUUUUAUUGUUAAAACAAUGUAGGGGCUAAAUUUGUUUAUUUUAAUUUUAUACACAAGUAACCUCAGUUUAUUUAAUAAACUAGUGAAGGAGGAA
Molecule: messenger RNA, 1337 nt
Organism: Diabrotica virgifera virgifera (western corn rootworm)
Lineage: Eukaryota; Metazoa; Arthropoda; Insecta; Coleoptera; Chrysomelidae
Product: post-GPI attachment to proteins factor 2-like
Exons: 5
Coding region: 206-1030 (274 amino acids)
Biological process (GO): GPI anchor biosynthetic process
Cellular component (GO): Golgi membrane; endoplasmic reticulum membrane
Source: RefSeq, a predicted model, not a curated record